AUGGCCGAUAGGAUACUCAUUCUAAGUGCUGCUGUUAGCGAUAUUGAACAACAGUAUCGUGCUCCUGAAGAGGACGUUCUUAGCGCAACAACCGACGAAUAUACCGAAACGCAUCGCAAUUUUAACUACGGAUAUCGCUCCUCCAGCAACUCGGAUGACUAUGCCGACGAUGACGAGGAGGACGAGGAAGACCCGUAUCAGGAAUUGUUUAUGAACGCAUACCGUUCUGCGCCACAAUCAUCGGACGAUGAAGAGACCGAAAUCGACGUUAAAGGAUGCACGAAUCCCGCUGCAAAACCGCUUUGCCUGAUGGAGGAUUGGGACCUGUGGGAUUACAUGGACGAGAGUGAGCUGAAGGAACGGUUGAAAGACCAUCCUAAGCUGUUGGAAGAAAUUACACGCAAACGCAAACGCCGCAUGCAGGAGGAAGAGGACGCAGCAACAGCGCUCGAAGACGACGAACUUUGCAAUGUGAUGAAUAGAGCCGUGAAAUGUAUCCGUAGUGAACCGUCCCAAUUGACCAGUUAG
Anopheles marshallii is the source of this 528-nucleotide messenger RNA. RefSeq lists its product as uncharacterized. The record is from RefSeq and is a predicted model, not a curated record. The coding region runs from base 1 to 528 and encodes 175 amino acids. The transcript is spliced from 2 exons. Lineage: Eukaryota; Metazoa; Arthropoda; Insecta; Diptera; Culicidae.